This is a messenger RNA of Fusarium sp. VM40, 675 nucleotides long. The record is from the annotation of a GenBank genome assembly. Lineage: Eukaryota; Fungi; Ascomycota; Sordariomycetes; Hypocreales; Nectriaceae.
AUGGUCUCUUCAAAACUUAUAGCCACCACCUUUGCAUACGUCACCUUUGCCGGCGUCAACGCUGGACUGUGUCGGCCUAGUUACUCUUCCAUCGAGCUCUCUUCUUCCACUACGCUACUGCCUAUUGCUACCGUCACUGCUGCUACGACCACAGAGACUGGCGCAUCUGCCACCACUGCUGGAGACACAGAGACAAUCGCAACCACUCUCUCAACGUAUACUACGACUGCGAGCACUGAAACUCCCACGACAGCGCCCCAACCCGACACCAAGCUUGCUGAUAUUUUCGGCCUUACAUAUGUGCAGUGUCUCGCUGCAUGCGAUAAUAACCCUGCCUGUGUGGCUGUCAACUACCUCCCGAACACGCAGCAAUGCACUCUGCUUCCCAACCCCGACACCAAGCCUGGCGAGAUUUUUGGCCUGACAUAUGUGCAAUGUCUUGCUGCAUGCGAUGCUACCACCUCCUGUGUAGGUGUUGACUACCUUGGGGUCACACAAAAAUGCAAACUUCUCUUCAGUUCCACAAAUCCUCCCGAUCCCGGAAGCAACCUUAAUGAGCUAUCUGGCCUUACAUAUGCCGAGUGCCUUACUGCGUGCGAUAAUGCCCAGUUAUGUGUAGCUGUGAACUACUCAGCGGAUACACAGAAGUGUACUCUUCUCCCCUCUGCUUUGUAG